UAAGGUUGACCCUUGACCUUGUUGGAAAUCAGUUUUAACCUUGUAAGCACAAUACAAGCACAUGGAAAUGCAUCUCCUGUUAUGGAUCUCGUGGACUCUGCUGAUCUCCGUAGACUGCGCCAAGAUUCUCUGUCUGUUCCCGUACAAUGCACGGAGUCACUUCAUCGUCAUGGAGCCGUUACUCCAUGCGCUACAUCAGAGAGGCCACAAUCUCACCGUCGUCUCCAGCUUCCCUCAACAGAAACGGCUCGAGAACUUCCGAGAUGUCGAUCUCUCCGUCGACUUACCCUCGGCAGUUAGCAGUUAUACCCUGGACUCUAUCAGGGAGUUCAUGCCCAACCGAUUUGUUACCCCCAUCUUCAUUGCGAAAAUCCACAUGGACGUUUGUGAGAAAGUUUUAAAGGACGAGAGAAUAUUAAAUCUUCUAAACGAACCGUUUGAUUUGGUGAUCGGAGAGAUAUUCGGCGCUGACUGCUUCAGUUAUAUCGCUUACAAGUUAGGUGUGCCUCAGAUCGCGUGGGUGACCAGCGCAUCGCUACCUUGGUCCUCGGAUAGAGUUGGGCUACCGGAUAAUCCGUCCUACAUACCUAACUACUUUGUGGACUACCCAGCCGAGAUGAACUUUUGGCAGAGACUGUAUAACUCGAUCACGCUAAUGUGGUCCAAGACUGUGUACCACUUCUACUCGGAUAUUCCCAGUCACAGACUGGCAGAAAAAGUAUUCAACUGUUCCCUGCCGCCGAUGGAUGAGAUCAACCGCCAGACGGCGCUGAUCCUCCUGAACAGCCACUACACUCUGGCGCAGAGUCGACCAUUCCCACCCAACGUGGUGGAAGUCGGAGGCAUCCACGUCAGGGAACCAAAGGCACUGCCUGAGGAUAUUCGGCGGAUUCUGGAUGACGCUAAGCAAGGAGUUAUCCUGUUCAGUUUCGGCUCCUUGGUCCGUGCGUCCUCUCUUCCUCCACGGACAAUACAGAUGUUCCUGAAUGUGUUCAGAACACUUCCGCAAGUUGUGGUGUUCAAGUAUGAAGACUCCUUGGAUAAUCUUCCUCCCAAUGUUGUUGUCAGGAAAUGGCUCCCACAAUCCAACAUUGCUGCACAUCCCAAUGUCCGAGCCAUCAUCACUCAUUGCGGUCUGGCCAGCACAGUGGAGUCAGUUCACUUUGCCAAGCCCCUGAUUGGAGUCCCGUUUUUCUCCGACCAGUACCAGAACGCCAAGAAUGUCGCACGUCGAGGAGCCGGCAUUGUGCUGAACAUCGACAACCUCAGAGAGGAAGACAUCGCCUCAGCUCUCAAGGCUGUUCUGCAAGAUCCAAGCUUUGCAGAAAACAUGCAGAAGCUAUCCUGGAAGUUCCACGAUCGGCCGAUGACACCUCUACAAACAGCUGUUUACUGGACAGAAUAUGUCAUCAGACACCAGGGAGCUCCACAUCUCCGACCUGCCUCGGUCCACCUGGCAUGGUAUCAGCUGUUGUUGCUGGACAUUGUUGUUGUGCUGGCAACAACAAUGUCAGCUGUUGUUGUUGCUCUCUACUGCGUUGUUAGAACAUGCACCUCCUUGAUGCGGACAACAAGAAAAACCGCAAGAAUAGAAAAUGGAACGAAGAAAGAAAAUGGAAUGAAGAAACCAAAAGCGAGAAAGACCAAAAAGAUUGAUUAGAGUAAAUUGUUUUAGGUUGUCUAAGCGAAUUAAGGUGACAUAGGUUGUCUUUAAAAUUAAGCAUGUGAUUCAUCAAGGAUGUCGAGCAUGAGAAUAUUUUCAGUUUACUACAAUCGACACACACAUCCAUUAUGUUGGCAUUGAUUUUAGAGAGAAUUAUGUUAUUGGACUGAAUAAUAUCUGCACUUAUAGAAUGUUUAUUUUCAAAUAUAUUUAUAAAAGUAAAUAUAGUAUUGUAUUCUGGAUUGUAUAAUAGAGGUGGUAUGCAUAAUCUAAGCUCUAACUCUAGUCCUUUUCUUGUCAAAUAGUUUGUUCGAUGAGCAUCAUUAAUACAAUGUUUUGUACCAAUCCAGUUAAAAAACAGCAAUUUUUAUAAGGUUAUUGUUACAAAUAAAACCCAAAAAAUAUCAAUGUAGGUAUGUAUUAUUUUUAAGUAUACUUUUAAUAUUGUUAAUAUAAGGGGUGCAUGAUGUUUUACCAUACAUUAAAUACAUAUAAUUUUAUUCGAAAUGCUAUCAGUUAACAGGUAAACUGAGUAUACCAUUUUCAUAUGGAGUACCUUGUUAAAGAAAUAAGAGUAUUUUAAGUAAUAUCCAGCAGGAGGAAAGUUAAAGUCUAAUUUUACUUCUGCAUUGAACAAACUGAACUGAAUGACUUUUGGAUGUAUUUAUGGGUUAAGAUGUGUUAUUAGAGAUUGCAUAGCAAACUUCUAAAAUAUACCGAUUAUAACAACUGAAAAAUAUAUAUUUUAGUGGUGCAAAUAGUAAAUGAGCAGUAUGUUCCCUAAAUAGUAAGCCUACUAAUUUAGUUUAACAAUAAUACUUGUUUUAUGUUUUAUAACUU
This is a messenger RNA of Macrosteles quadrilineatus (aster leafhopper), 2503 nucleotides long. Its product is annotated as UDP-glucosyltransferase 2-like. The record is from RefSeq and is a predicted model, not a curated record. The transcript has 6 exons. Lineage: Eukaryota; Metazoa; Arthropoda; Insecta; Hemiptera; Cicadellidae. The coding region runs from base 62 to 1660 and encodes 532 amino acids. Gene Ontology annotation, molecular function: UDP-glycosyltransferase activity.